GAUUUCACGAAAGGGAGAUUUCUACCCUUACACCGUGUUGUCCGCCAUUUUGGAGGCACUCGUAAAAUUGUAAACAAGGUGUGAGAUAAAGUUAGAUAAAAAUGGACAUUAUGUGAUUAGAUUUAAAGUAUAAAUCAUAAAAAUAAUGGCAAACUGUAAAGGAAAAAACUGUAAAUCAGCAGAAUAUCGAGAUGGGCUUUCAGCUGACGAAAAACAACGAUAUGAAGCCAAAUUAUCAAUUGUUGGUGGACUUGAUCUGUACGAGGGGAAGUUGGCUUGGUCAGAUAAUGUGAACAUAUUACCGGCAGUUACUUAUCCUGAUAUUGUGAAUUACUUACUUUUCACUCCAAGUGCUUAUAGUGCCGAUGACCUCAAAGCUUAUAAGUCUCUUGAUGCCUAUAAUCAAUUUGUAUCUGGAUGGGUCAGGGAAAAGUCAGGGAUAGUUCAUGGGCAGUAUGUGGUUGUUACAGCAAAAGUUCUUCACUCCCAAAGAAUGAGGGAAAAGCCAUUGAGACCCUGGGUCAUUGUUGAGAAAGAUGGGAAGAUAGUUGCUGCACACUGUAACUGUAUGGCUGGUCUUGGAGAGGCUUGCACCCAUGUUGCUGCUCUCCUUUUUUCCAUAGAGGCCACUGUUAAAAUAAGAGACUCUAAAACAGUAACUCAGGAAAAGGCAUACUGGCUGUUACCAUCUGACUGUAAAACAAUUUCUUACAAGGAAGUUAAUGAGAUCAACUUUGUAUCUGCAAGAACUGCCAAAAAAAAGCUAGAUAAACAGUUAGACUCAGUGUCAUCACCAGCUAUUAGUGAGACACCCUCAGUUAGAAAAACCAAAAGUGUCCCAGAAGCUUCAUUUUCUGAUUUUAUGGCAUUUGCCGAGAAAUUAAGCAAACUUGAUUCAAAACCUGCAAUACUGUCGCUUAUUGAACCUUACUCCGACAAAUAUGUGCCAAAAUUUGAUGUUACUGACUUUCCUAGUGUACUAACAGAUUUGAAAAAUGACAAACUUAUUGGUGCUAGUUUGAAGGAAAUUUUGGAAGCAUGCUCUUCAAUUCAAGUACAUUGUAGCAAGCAACAAGCAGAAAACGUAGAACUCCAUACACAAAGCCAGUCAAAAUCAAAAAUGUGGUUCAAGUUUAGAGCAGGUAGAAUCACUGCAUCUAAAGCAAAAGCUAUAUGUACAAUGGACAAAGAAAACCCAUCGCAAAGCUUAAUUAAAUCAAUAUGCUACCCUGAAACAAACAUUUUCCAGUCUGCCGCCACAAAAUGGGGUCUUGAUCAGGAGAAAAGAGCAAGGGACGUGUUUGUAGCUGAAAUUGGUCCCAUGCAUGACAACAGUCGAAUUGAGGACAGCGGAUUCAUUAUAAGUACAGCUUAUCCUGCUGUGGGAGCAUCGCCUGAUGGGAUAUUUGUAUGCGACUGCUGUGGGUCAGCAGUUGUAGAGAUAAAGUGCCCCUAUAAUAUUCGAAAGGAGGAAAUUAAUGCUGACAACUGUAAAUACUUGACUGAAACUGAGGGAAAUCAACUUAAACUUAAAAAAGACCACCAGUAUUUCUACCAAAUUCAGACUCAGCUUGGUGUUACUAACAUGGAAAUGGCUUAUUUUGUAGUAUGGACAGAAAAGAGUUGUCAUAUUGAGACAAUAAUGUUUGAAGAAAGCAUCUGGAAUGAAAUUAUUAGUGAAUCAAAUAAAACCUUCAGAGUUGCUAUUCUUCCCGAACUUGUAGGGAAAUAUUUUACUACAGUGCCCGCAUCAGUUCUUAAAGUUAAGCCGGCUGUAGAAAACAUUGAUAAACAGUCAGUACCAAGUACAUGUAAUAGUGAUAUCCAUGACUCAUCUGAAAAACUUUAUUGUUUAUGUAGUCAAGUGGAGCAUGGAGAUAUGAUCGCAUGUGACAAUUCAGAGUGUACGAUAGAAUGGUUUCAUUACAGGUGUGUAAAUAUUGAGAAGCCGCCAAAAGGGAAAUGGUAUUGCCCUAAUUGCCGGAAAUUGCCUGAAUUUAAAAGGAGGAGAAUUGCCAAGUAAAUAUAGAAAAUUGAAAGGACAAGUGAACAAAUAACUUGAAUAAUAAUGAGUUCAUGGGACAUAUAACAGUUCUAAUAUAGCAAUCAGCUGUUCUAAACAAGUCUUAGAAAAAGUAUCGAUAAUUGUAAUGUUAAUUGAUUUAGAAUUUUUAGGACAUGUUAAUAUUGAAAGACAAUUGUUAUGCCAAUUUUUUACAUUGCAAUUUAAUCAUAUUGAUUCUAUCAUUCAUGUAUGCAUCUUUUAACUACAUGUUAAAUGAAUAAAUCUUAAUAAUUACA
This is a messenger RNA of Ruditapes philippinarum (Manila clam), 2301 nucleotides long. RefSeq lists its product as uncharacterized. The transcript has 2 exons. Bases 146 to 2023 code for a protein of 625 amino acids. The record is from RefSeq and is a predicted model, not a curated record. NCBI's taxonomy places the organism in Eukaryota, Metazoa, Mollusca, Bivalvia, Venerida, Veneridae. Gene Ontology annotation, molecular function: zinc ion binding.